Molecule: messenger RNA, 3278 nt
Organism: Hemicordylus capensis (graceful crag lizard)
Lineage: Eukaryota; Metazoa; Chordata; Lepidosauria; Squamata; Cordylidae
Gene: MBTPS2
Product: membrane bound transcription factor peptidase, site 2
Exons: 11
Coding region: 127-1611 (494 amino acids)
Biological process (GO): membrane protein intracellular domain proteolysis; regulation of response to endoplasmic reticulum stress
Cellular component (GO): cytoplasm; membrane
Molecular function (GO): metalloendopeptidase activity; protein binding
Source: RefSeq, a predicted model, not a curated record
AGUCCCCUAUUCAAGCAAUGUGGCUGGUGUAGAGUGGUUCCGCGCGGCAUUUUGUUCCGGCGUAUAAGGGAGGACUCGAGGCUUGACUUCUGCGGCUAAUACUAAGACACUUUUAUUGCCGCUAGUAUGAUCCCGAUGCCUGUGGUGGUCUGCGUGCUCGGGGGCUGGUGUGCCGUGUACUUGGCUGAUACUGCACUGAAGUCCUCUUCGUCGCUGAAGGCAUCUUAUGAAGACUGGCUCUCAUCCUAUGGUCUGACUAUCUCUCCAUUUCACAUGCGAUGGCAAACGGCUCUUUUCAACCGCCUGUUUUAUAACUGGGGAAGAUGGAAGCCUAGAUUUCUUUAUCUGUGGUUUAGUAUAGGAAUGGUUUUUGGCAUAGCUGCUAUGUUUGGUUCUGUCAUUCUCCUUGGAAAAACACUGAUGCAGACACUUUCACAGAUGCUAACCGAAGCUCCUACAGCUCAGAAUGAUCAGAUGUUACAGGUUGUGGUGCCAGGUGUAAAUCUUCCCAUCAGCCAGCUGUCCUAUUUCUUCACAGCAAUCCUCGUCAGUGGUGUCAUACAUGAAGUUGGCCAUGGGGUGGCAGCUAUUCGAGAGCAGGUUCGGUUUAAUGGCUUUGGAAUUUUUAUAUUUAUUGUUUAUCCGGGGGCAUUUGUUGAUCUCUUCACCACACAUUUGCAACUUAUUUCUCCAGUCCAGCAGCUAAGAAUAUUUUGUGCAGGAGUCUGGCAUAAUUUUGUGCUUGGAGUUGGAAGUCUUGUGGUUCUCUUCCUACUGCCAGCCAUUCUUUUUCCAUUUUAUUACACCAGUGCUGGGGCACUUGUCACUGAAGUCGCAGAGGACUCUCCUGCUAAUGGGCCCAGAGGUCUUUUUGUUGGUGAUCUUGUUACCAAUUUGCAAGACUGCUCAGUUCAAAGUGUGGAAGACUGGAAUUCCUGCCUGGGAGAGCUCUCUCGGAAGCCGCAAACAGGCUAUUGCAUAAAAACAGCAGUCCUACAACAGCUCAGCUUCCCCUCUAGAGGUUUUAAAAGACUUGAUGGCACAGUUGAAUGUUGUAGCAACAACAGCCUCACAGAUGUUUGUUUUGCAUACAGUAAUAAUUUGAACAGUCACUUGUAUGCCUGUUUACCAGUGCGAAAAGCGAUAGAGGCCAGCCAGCUUUGCCGAACUAAUAUGGAUUGCCAGAGGGACUUUGUUCCAAGUGUGUGUGUGACACCAUCUUUGGAAAAUCAAACUAGACUCAUCCGGGUGAAACAUCUGCCUCAGAUUGAUAUGCUGUUUUUAGGUCAUCCACUGCAUCUCCAGUAUACAGUGAGCCUCAGCAGUUUUGUACCUCGACACAACUUUCUCAGUUUGGAUCUGCCUGUGGUAAUGGAGACAUUCUGCAAAUACCUCAUUUCACUUUCUGGAGCCUUGGCUGUAAUUAAUGCAGUCCCUUGCUUCGCUUUGGAUGGCCAAUGGAUAUUGAACUCUUUCCUGGAAGCCACGCUUAGCACGUUGAUUGUCGAAAAACAAAACAGGGAACUUGUGGGGUUCUUAAUUUUGCUCGCUGGCAGCACACUUUUGGCUGCCAAUGUGGCAUUAGGACUUUGGGUUGUGACGGCACGAUAGUAAAUUGGCUAAUUUUGAUAUAUGUUAACUUACAAAUACUCGAGGUACAUGUAAAAGAAUGAAAUUUAUUGGCUUGUAAAAUAUGGGGUGUAUUUGCAUGUUUGAGUGAAGAGAAGUAGUGUUAAAUCAAAUUACACUGGAGGAAAAAUUUCUACCCUGGGAUUUGUACAGUAAUUCAAGACCUGAUGCAAAUGAUCAUGAGCGAGAAUUUUUGUUAAAAAACCAUUUGGAAAAACUGUGUUUUUAAAAGAGAGGAAAUGUACAUUGAAAAAGAAUUAAGGAAAAGACAAGGAAAAGCAGCAGUACUGUAAUGCCUCCCCAGCCCAUUCAGCGACACACUGCACCUGAGGGCUGCUUGUUCUCAAAGGCAGAGAGCUAAUUUAGUAGAGGAAAAAGUCCUGAUGAGCCAGAUACAACCUUCUGGCCAUACUUUGCCUACCCAUGAUGUAGAUAAUGGGUACAUUAUCCACCCCUGCCCACUCAUCCUGAAUGUAUGGUUAAGAACUUUCUGGAAUAUAGUCAUCUCCUCAGACUGUGGCUUGAACCUUACUUUCACAGCAGCCAUUCUUACUGAUAAAAUAUUGAAACUUACAUUAGUUCUCCCUCCACACCCGAGGUUAAGCUGACUCAAUCAUGCCUGUUCAAAAUUGGAACUUUCAUUUCAUACAUACAAUGGGGUUGUUAUGAGAAAUUUCUUCAGCAAUUGUCUUCCUUAGUAAAAUGCUGCCAUUACUGUAUCUUUCCAUUGUUUAUACAUCCCAUGCAGAUUCUGCUAGGUCCAUGUAACAGAGUAAUGUUAUGAUUACAGUGGCUGUAUUCUAUUUUGCUGUGAAGCUCUGUCUUGCUGAAUGAGAAUCACUGAGCAUGUCAUGACACUGAAGUGCCCUUUGAAUGUUCUCCCAGUUGUGCAGGAGCUUUUCAAUUAAAAUGAAUUGAUACAUUGACUACUUUUUAAAAGUUAUCAACAUUUAAAUUUGUAUAUCAAAGUAUUUAGCUUAUGUGGAUGAUCAAUUAAUCAUGAUUAUCCCUGUAUUGCUGUGAGAAACAUAAAGGAUAUGCUUAUAUGUUUUAAUAAUUUGUCUACAUCCAGUCUAAGAACUAUGUGUGGGGAAUGCUUGCAUAUAUGAAGAGGAGCAGCAGUUUCUGGCUAUUGCCCCUUCCCUCUGCAGCCACCUGUGACAUAUAAAAAUAUGUCUCUAAGGGUCCUGGAACCCUCAGGGACACAGUUUUUGGAAGGUACCGGUGGCUGCAGAGGAACGGGGCAAAACUGAUUUUCCUCUGUGUACAUGAAAGCAUUUCCCAUGUAAAGCUUCUGGUUUGGUUGUCAGUCACUUUUGGGUGCCUCAUGGCUUAAAAGCAGAGUAUAAAUUUACAUUUAAAUAUAAAAGUUUAAAAAAUGAACAUAUGUAACUACUAAUUUAUACUUGGUUGUAAAAAUCUGUAUCAGAUGGAAAAAAUACUGUUUUAUAUUCAGAGAGAUUGUACAUAAUAUAGAUUAAUACCCAAUUGCAUUCCUAUGUGACCAAUCCUGUUAAGACUUCAAACGUGUAUGUAUAGUUGUUUCUAUAGAAUGAUGUGAUGAUGAAUCACACAUAUAAUUAAAUGCUUUCCUUGCACUAGGUUGUAAAAAUAAAUGUUUAUUUGGAAGCAUUCUUCUUACAAAUGUA